AUGUCGACGAGGGAGGGCGUGGACGCCGAGGCGACGCCGACGAUGGUCGGGACGCUGUGCGAGGGCGGUGGACACCCGGUGGCGAAGACGCUCGCGGCGCCGUUCGUGUUGACGUAUCGCGCGACGCGGGCGUACGUACAGCCGUGCGUCGGCGCGUACGCGGGAUCGCUCGCGCGUGCGGUGAGUGAGAGGUUGUGCUGCUGCUUUGCGGGGAUGUGGAGGUACGAAGAUAAGAAGUGGUGCGGGAACGCGGCGAUCGGAGACGAUCCCGAGCAUCGCGAUUGCGAUUGGGUCCGAGUGGAGGAGUUGUCGGCGGGGAGCGACGAAAAGCCGAUGGUGCUGUAUCAAGGGACGAUCGAACCGCGAGACUGCGUGCAAGGGGCGCUCGGGAAUUGUUGGUUGGUCUCCGCCCUGGCGUGUCUCGCCGAGCAUCCGGGGGCGGUGAAGAGGAUCAUUUUGCAAAACGAAAAGACGAUUCGAGGCAAGUAUCAGGUGCGAUUUUACGACGGCAAGGAAAAGCGCUUCGUCAUCGUCACCGUGGAUGAUUUGAUCCCAUGUAAGAAGGGGACGAAGAAACCGAUCUAUAUGCAGCCGCACGAGAACGAGUUCUGGCCGCUCAUCGUCGAGAAGGCGAUGGCGAAGUUUAUGGGAAGCUAUUCGGCGCUCGACGGCGGGCACGGCACGUGGGCGACGCACGCGCUCACGGGCGAUCACGUCUUCAUGCUCAAGAAGCGCCAGGGUGCGACGUCUCGAUACUGGCGACGUCAUAACAUGAAAUUUAUUGGAAAACCUGGAGAUGGUAGGAAGAAGGACGCGGUUUUCCACAAGGAAGUCGAGGAGGACAUCGUGCGAGAUAAGCUAUUCAACAUCUUGGAGCAGUACAAUAAAAUCGACUCUCUCAUCGCCGUCGCCAGAGUGGGAAAGAACGGUGAGUCCAAGGACGAAAACAACGGUCUGGUCGAGGGACACCUCUUCUCCGUCAUAUCUGUUCGUUGGGCCGGUCGAUCCUUCGGCGUUGGCGGUAGACGCAUGGUGAAGAUCCGAAAUCCGUGGUCGUCGUACGAGUGGAAAGGACCUUGGGGCGACGGCACCAAGGAGUGGGACAAGCAUCCAUCCAUCGCGAAGGAGCUCGGGUACGAGAACAAAAACGAUGGAAUCUUUUGGAUGGAGUUUGAUGACUUCGUUGAGUACUUUAAUCAAAUUUCCGUGUGCGAUCGCACGACCAAGAAUGAUUUGAUGCUUCAUUACGAUCAAGACUUCCCAUGCACAGGACCCAUCAAGGGCUGCCUCGGCGGGUGCUUCUGUUUCUGGGUCGGCUGCCGAGGUCCUCGAACCAUCUAUUGCGGGCACGAGUCCACGGAAGAGCUGCGAGAGGCCAGGGCUUGCGGAUGUGUCAAGGUUGGGAACACUUAA
Molecule: messenger RNA, 1413 nt
Organism: Ostreococcus tauri
Lineage: Eukaryota; Viridiplantae; Chlorophyta; Mamiellophyceae; Mamiellales; Bathycoccaceae
Product: Peptidase C2, calpain family
Exons: 1
Coding region: 1-1413 (470 amino acids)
Biological process (GO): proteolysis
Cellular component (GO): cytoplasm
Molecular function (GO): calcium-dependent cysteine-type endopeptidase activity
Source: RefSeq, a predicted model, not a curated record